Molecule: messenger RNA, 480 nt
Organism: Pediculus humanus corporis (human body louse)
Lineage: Eukaryota; Metazoa; Arthropoda; Insecta; Psocodea; Pediculidae
Product: ubiquitin-conjugating enzyme E2-17 kDa, putative
Exons: 4
Coding region: 1-480 (159 amino acids)
Biological process (GO): DNA repair; proteasome-mediated ubiquitin-dependent protein catabolic process; protein polyubiquitination
Cellular component (GO): HULC complex
Molecular function (GO): ubiquitin conjugating enzyme activity
Source: RefSeq, a predicted model, not a curated record
AUGUCUACUCCAGCUCGUAGGCGUUUGAUGAGAGAUUUUAAAAGACUUCAAGAAGAUCCACCUACAGGUGUGAGUGGGGCUCCAACAGAUAACAAUAUUAUGAUUUGGAAUGCUGUGAUAUUUGGGCCGCAUGAUACUCCUUUCGAAGAUGGAACAUUCAAAUUAACCAUAGAGUUUACAGAAGAGUAUCCUAACAAACCACCAACAGUUCGAUUUGUUUCAAAAAUGUUUCAUCCAAAUGUAUAUGCCGAUGGUGGAAUAUGUUUAGAUAUUCUUCAAAAUAGAUGGAGUCCAACUUAUGAUGUCUCUGCUAUUUUAACUUCCAUUCAAUCUCUUCUCGAUGAGCCGAAUCCAAAUUCUCCAGCAAAUUCAUUGGCCGCUCAAUUGUAUCAGGAAAACAAGAGAGAAUAUGAAAAACGUGUUGCUACCAUAGUCGAGCAGUCGUGGAUCAAUUAUCAAGAUGCUAUCGAACCCCAUUAG